Molecule: messenger RNA, 1410 nt
Organism: Orycteropus afer afer
Lineage: Eukaryota; Metazoa; Chordata; Mammalia; Tubulidentata; Orycteropodidae
Product: pancreatic lipase-related protein 2
Biological process (GO): phospholipid catabolic process
Molecular function (GO): glycerophospholipase activity; galactolipase activity; protein binding
Source: RefSeq, a predicted model, not a curated record
AUGCUGCUCCAUUGGACCUUCAGCUUUCUCCUGCUGGCCACUGUCAGAGGGAAGGAGAUCUGCUAUGGACACCUUGGCUGCUUCUCAGAUGAACAACCGUGGGCAGGGACCCUGCAGCGACCUUUGAAGCUAUUUCCCUGGUCCCCUGAAGACAUUGGCACCCGCUUCCUUCUGUACACAAAUGAAAAUCAGAACAACUACCAACUGAUCACUGCCACGGACCCAGCAACCAUCGCAGGUUCAAACUUCCAACCGAAACGCAAGACACGCUUCAUCAUCCAUGGCUUCAUAGAUAAGGGGGAAGAGAGCUGGCUGUCCGACAUGUGCAAGAAAAUGUUUAAAGUGGAGGCGGUGAAUUGCUUCUGCGUGGACUGGAAAGGGGGGUCCCGGACACUGUACACCCAAGCUGUCCAAAACAUCCGGGUCGUGGGCGCCGAGACGGCUUUCUUAAUACAAGUGCUGUCGACCGAGAUGGGAUAUGACCCGGAAAACGUGCACCUCAUCGGCCACAGCCUGGGCUCGCACGCGGCUGCGGAGGCGGGCAGGAGGCUGGGAGGACGCUUGGGCAGGAUCACAGGGCUGGAUCCUGCAGAGCCAUGCUUCCAGGGCACAUCCGAGGAGGUUCGGCUGGACCCAUCGGACGCCAUGUUUGUGGAUGUGAUUCACACAGAUUCUGCUCCCAUAAUCCCUUUCCUCGGCUUUGGGAUGAGCCAAAAGGUGGGCCAUUUGGAUUUCUUUCCGAAUGGAGGAAAGCAAAUGCCGGGCUGUCGGAAAAAUAUCCUGUCAACCAUCGUGGAUAUCAAUGGAAUAUGGGAAGGAACCCGGGACUUUGCAGCUUGCAACCACCUGAGAAGCUACAAGUAUUACUCAAGCAGUAUCCUCAGCCCCGAUGGCUUCCUGGGCUACCCAUGUGCCUCCUACGAUGAGUUUCAGGAGAAUGGAUGUUUCCCUUGUCCAAGAGAAGGCUGUCCCAAAAUGGGACACUAUGCUGACCAAUUUAAAGGGAAAACCAAUGCUGUGGGACAAACCUUUUUCCUGAACACAGGAGACAACGGUAACUUUACCCGUUGGCGGUACAGGGUAUCUGUCACACUCGCUGGGAAAAAAAAAGUGAGUGGGUACAUCAGGAUUGCUCUGUAUGGAAGUAAUGGAAACUCAAAGCAGUAUGAGAUUUUCAAAGGAUCCCUCCGACCAGAUGCAAGUCAUGCCCUUGACAUUGAUGUGGACCUCAAUGUUGGAAAAAUCGAGAAGGUUAAGUUCCUCUGGAACAACAAUGUCAUAAAUCUGUUCCGGCCCACGCUGGGGGCUUCCCAAGUCACAGUGCAAAGUGGUGAAGAUGGAACCGAGUAUAUGUUCUGUAGCGGGGACACAGUGCAAGAAGACGUUUUACAAUCUCUUUACCCUUGUUAG